AUGGAACCUCUUAGUGAAGAAGACUCAAGAAAAUUGUUUUUUGGUAGGAUAUUUUGCUCUGAAGAAGCUUCUCCAGGUCAACUCAGAGAUGUUUCAGUUGAGAUUCUCAAGAAGUGUGGUGGUUUGACACUUGCAAUCAUUAGCAUAUCCAGCCUAUUGGCAAGUGAUCGUUCCAACCAAAAGGAGAGGUGGAAACAUGUACUGAAUUCAUUGGGGUCAGUGUCAGGCACAAAUCUUACCUUGGAAGCAAUGAGACAGAUCUUGAACCUUAGCUACAAAAAUCUUCCUCACCACCUCAAGACAUGCUUCUUGUAUCUUGGUAUGUUUCUGGAGGACUCUGAAAUAUAUAGGCACGAGUUGGUAAGCCUAUGGGUUUCUGAAGGCUUUGUUAGUAAAGCACAUGGACAAAAUCCAAAACAGAUUGCGAUAAGUUAUUUUAAUGAGCUUGUCAACAUGAGUCUUAUUCAACCUGUACAGAUUGACAUGCAUGGGUCAGUGUUAACUUGCAAAGUACACGAUAUGUUGUUGGAUCUUAUCCUGUACAAAUCUGCGGAAGAGAAUUUUAUCACUGUAGUAGACAACCCAGAGGCCAUUACAGGACAGCUUCAAAAGCCCCGUCGGAUGCUCUUCAACUUGGAUGGUGCAACAUUGCCAAGGGACGUUAAUAUGUCACAAGUGCGAUCAUUUGCAAACUGGAGAGGCUCCACGAAUAUACCUUCAUUGGCAGAAUUCAAGUAUCUUCGAGUUUUUAUUGCUGACUUCAGUUCUAGUUCUGUUGAUGGCAACCGGAAAAUCGACCUGACAGGAUUGUGCAAGUUAUAUCAGCUGCGACAUAUACAGAUUGAAGGCUGUGAUAACUGCCAGCUACCAACGCAGAUUAGAGGGCUACAAAAGUUGGAAACAUUUGAUAUAGAUGGGUCCUGUAUCCCAAUGGAUAUUUUUCAGCUGCCGUGUUUGUUGUCAAUGCAUAUUUUUCACCUGCCGUGUUUGUUGCCUGAGGGCAUCGGUAAAAUGACAUGCCUACAGCGUCUGAGAUGGUUUGACACGCUGCACACCUCAAUCAACAGUAUCAAGGGCCUAGGAGAGCUCACUAAUCUGAGACUUCUGUACCUCAGAACCGAUUUUUCUGAAAAUGUGGACAUGGAUGUUCUAAACUCUUCUUUGGGGAAACUUUGUAACCUCGACUCCCUGAAUGUAUUUUCACCUGAUUCUUGGAUACCUGAGGCACUAACCUUGUCGCCUCCUCCCCCCAACCUCAUGGGACUCUCCAUGAUGCGAAUAUCCCGGGCCCCAAGCUGGAUUGGGGAACUCCAUAACCUCCAGAGCUUGCAUAUCACUGUUGAUAAGUUAGACAAGGAUGAUGUUGGUAUUCUCGCGGAGUUACCCGCCCUCAUGGACCUAGAAUUAACGUUCAAUAGAGCCCUGGAAGAAACAAUUGUCAUCUAUGGGACAUCAUUCGCAAUCCUGAAGCGGUUUGUUGUCUACUGGACUGUCAUGCCACAACUGACCUUCCAAGCCGGAGCAAUGCCUAAGCUCCAGAGCCUCUCUCUACCUUUGAACGCCAGGGGGUGGAAGAAGGACGACAGCACCACGCCUACAGGCAUCGAGCACUUGUUAGCACUUGAAAGAAUCUCUGUGGGGAUUGGGAGUGAGACUGAAUCUGAACAGAGAAGCGCAGAGUCAGCCAUUAGGAGCGCUAUGAACAUGCAUCCUGGCCAUGCUCACAUGUCGAUUCUUUUCUAUGGAGCAACAAGAUGA
Molecule: messenger RNA, 1758 nt
Organism: Triticum turgidum subsp. durum (durum wheat)
Lineage: Eukaryota; Viridiplantae; Streptophyta; Magnoliopsida; Poales; Poaceae
Source: the annotation of a GenBank genome assembly